Messenger RNA from Pyrus x bretschneideri (Chinese white pear), 2289 nucleotides. Its product is annotated as importin subunit alpha-1b. Gene Ontology annotation, cellular component: nucleus; cytoplasm. The coding region runs from base 163 to 1755 and encodes 530 amino acids. NCBI's taxonomy places the organism in Eukaryota, Viridiplantae, Streptophyta, Magnoliopsida, Rosales, Rosaceae. The transcript is spliced from 11 exons. Gene Ontology annotation, molecular function: protein binding; nuclear import signal receptor activity. Gene Ontology annotation, biological process: NLS-bearing protein import into nucleus. The record is from RefSeq and is a predicted model, not a curated record.
UUCUAAUCCCUCCCUCACUUGAAAAAUAUAGGAAAUAAACACAAACCCCACUCCCAAACUCCCCAACUCUCUCUCUCUCUUCUUUCUCUCUCCUCUGCUCGCUAAAACCCCUUCACUCUCUCUCUCUUCUAGGGUUUCGGAUUCUUAAUUUGGAUUGAAACGAUGUCGUUGAGGCCGAACGCGAGGGCGGAGGUCCGCCGGAACAGGUACAAGGUGGCUGUGGACGCGGAGGAGGGGCGGCGUCGGAGGGAGGACAAUAUGGUGGAGAUCAGGAAGAACCGCAGAGAAGAGAGCCUCCAGAAGAAGCGCCGCGAGGGGAUUCAAACCCAGCAAUUGCCCUCCAGUCUUCACUCCGCCGGUCUGGAUAAGAAGCUAGAGCAUCUACCAUCCAUGGUUGCUGGUGUUUGGGGUGAUGAGGGCACUAUGCAGCUUGAGGCAACAACCCAGUUUAGGAAGUUGCUUUCAAUUGAACGUAGCCCUCCGAUUGAGGAAGUCAUACAAGCGGGUGUCGUUCCUCGCUUUGUUGAGUUUCUAAUGAGGGAGGAUUUUCCACAACUUCAGUUUGAGGCUGCUUGGGCUCUUACAAAUAUUGCAUCUGGGACAUCUGAUAAUACAAAGGUGGUAAUUGGUCAGGGAGCUGUUCCGAUAUUUGUGAAACUGCUUAGUUCUCCGAGUGACGAUGUUCGUGAGCAGGCUGUUUGGGCAUUGGGAAAUGUUGCUGGUGAUUCCCCUAGUUGCCGUGAUCUUGUACUUGGUAAUGGGGCUUUGCUUCCAUUGCUUUCACAGCUUAAUGAGAAUGCAAAGCUCUCUAUGCUGAGAAACGCAACUUGGACACUGUCAAAUUUUUGCAGGGGCAAACCACAGCCUCCAUUUGAUCAGGUUAAGCCUGCCCUUCCCGCUCUUGCGCGUUUGAUUCAUUCAAACGAUGAAGAAGUCUUGACUGAUGCUUGUUGGGCUCUUUCGUACCUUUCUGAUGGUACAAAUGACAAAAUCCAAGCCGUUAUUGAAUCUGGAGUGUGCCCCCGGCUUGUUGAGCUUUUAAUGCAUCCAUCUCCAUCAGUUCUCAUUCCUGCUCUCCGCACAGUUGGAAAUAUUGUUACUGGAGAUGAUAUGCAAACUCAGGUUAUAAUCCAACAUCAAGCUCUUCCUUGUCUGCUAAAUCUUUUGACUAACAAUUACAAAAAGAGCAUCAAGAAGGAAGCUUGCUGGACUAUUUCAAAUAUCACAGCCGGAAACAAGGAACAGAUCCGGGCUGUAGUUGAGGCUAAUAUAAUCGGCCCUCUUGUUAAUCUGCUUCAAAAUGCUGAGUUUGAUAUAAAGAAAGAGGCUGCAUGGGCAAUCUCAAAUGCUACAUCUGGUGGUUCUCAUGAGCAGAUAAAGUUUCUAGUUAGUCAAGGGUGUAUCAAGCCGCUGUGUGAUCUUCUUGUUUGCCCAGAUCCUAGAAUUGUUACAGUUUGUUUAGAAGGCCUGGAGAACAUUUUGAAGGUUGGUGAAGCUGAGAAGAACUUGGGUACUACUGGAGGUGUGAAUCUCUAUGCUCAGGCGAUUGAAGAUGCUGAUGGUUUGGAGAAAAUUGAGUCUCUGCAGAGUCAUGACAAUACAGAGAUUUAUGAGAAGGCAGUAAAGAUGCUCGAGACAUAUUGGUUGGAGGAUGACGAUGAAACAAUGCCACCAGGUGAUGCUGCUUCAACUGCGUUCAACUUUGGAGGGAAUGACGUUCCAAGUGUCCCAUCUGGUGGAUUCAACUUCGGCUAGAGAAACAUUCCUCAGCAAGGCAAUAAUCCAGUCAGGUCAGGUCAGGUCAGGUCAAGCUUCAUGUUAUGUUCGAGUCCUGUUGUAGGGUUGAAUGUUGUCGGGGGUGGCUGGCUCAGGUGUUUGAACCAGCUGGUUUAAAUCGGUUCAGGCUUCCAUGGGCUUUGAUCAUAGGGACAUCACCAACACAGAUUAAAGGAAAGAACCGGAGUUAUUUUUUUCGGAGUCGUUAUUUCCGGUGGUCGAGUCAAUUAUCCCAUGAAGCAAGAUUUUGUGUUGGUUUCUCGUCUUUCCAUUUGUUUUAGGUUUCAUAUGUCUACUACAGUUGAUCACAGGUGGUUUUGGAACUCCCAAACUCUGUUUUGGUAGUCGACGGUCGAAGGAUUUCUGUUCUUGCUAAUGGUUCUGUCUGUUGUUGAAUCUUCGUCUUCCCGUUUUCGGGUUCCAGAUUUGUUGUUGGGUCGGAGUCAAAAUAUAUUGCCGGAUGGUAUACCUUUUUAUUGGUUAUAUAUUAAAAGUUGUCUAAAGAUUUUAAUA